This is a messenger RNA of Ananas comosus (pineapple), 1079 nucleotides long. RefSeq names its product very-long-chain (3R)-3-hydroxyacyl-CoA dehydratase 2. The coding region runs from base 175 to 732 and encodes 185 amino acids. Gene Ontology annotation, molecular function: 3-hydroxyacyl-CoA dehydratase activity. Gene Ontology annotation, cellular component: endoplasmic reticulum membrane. Gene Ontology annotation, biological process: fatty acid elongation; very long-chain fatty acid biosynthetic process; sphingolipid biosynthetic process. The record is from RefSeq and is a predicted model, not a curated record. NCBI's taxonomy places the organism in Eukaryota, Viridiplantae, Streptophyta, Magnoliopsida, Poales, Bromeliaceae. The transcript has 9 exons.
CUCCGUCGCCUAUAAAAGGAGAAACGCGCCCCCUUCGACGCUUCUCCGCCACAAUCACGAGAAUGCUUCGUCCUCCCCAGCUCUAUCUCCUUUGCUACAACUCCCUCCAAGCCCUCGGAUGGUUGAUUGCACUCGCUAGGGUUUUGGGGAGCCUCUUCGCAGCGAGCUCCUUCCAUGGCGCCUACGCCUCCGCUGGAGAGCUCAUCUGUGAGUCUGGAGGGUCUGCUGCAGGCUGUUUCCUUCCUGGAAUCAAUACACGCGGCUGUAGGCCUGGUUCCUACUGGAGUUCUAGUUUCUCUGAUGCAAUGGGGUGGGCGGACUCACUUCUUGCUUGCUAUUGUUCGCCAGAUUCCAGAGGUUCAGAGUCAUCCAUCAGUGUUUAUAACUUUCACGGCAUGGUGCAUGUCUGAGGUAAUAAGGUACUCCCAUUAUGCUCUGAGCUGCAUAAGAAUUUGUCCGUGGUGGCUCACCUACCUCAGGUACACUGCAUUUAUUUUCUUGUACCCCAUUGGAGUAGCUCCAGGAGAAAUGUGGCUUAUGUAUGAAGCACUUCCAUUUGUAAAGGAGCGAAACCUUUAUUCGAACUUCUUCAAUAAAUUCCCAAUAAGCUAUUACUCCUUUCUUGUGGCUUUGUUGAUGUGCUAUCCGAUUUUGUGGUUGAAGCUAUACCUGCAUCUAUUUAAGCAACGGCGGUCGAAGCUGGGGAGACAACAGAGAAAGAAGCAGCUUUGAAGAGCUGGUCUUAUUCUUUUCAGAGAUAUAAAUCAGCUUGCCGAAACGGCGCUGGCGGCUAGAGUAGCCUCUGGACCUAUGAUGCAAAAGCUUCAAUUUGAGACCUCUACUUUUGCUAGAAUGGAAAACUAUUGGAGAGAUAUUAUUUCAAAAAUUGCUGAUACUUCUUCAAACAGCAGCAGUUCUACGACAGUUUCAGCUGGACCGAAGAGGUCCCCGUAUUUGUUGUUACAUAUUAUAUUAAGGAUGAUGUCCUUUUCUUUCCCCAGCUAGUAAACGCCAAAAUAAAGGGCGAAGAACAAUAGUGUUAAUUGUCUAUUGAAAUUAAAAAGGAUAUUUUUCUAACG